Molecule: messenger RNA, 255 nt
Organism: Trichomonas vaginalis G3
Lineage: Eukaryota; Parabasalia; Trichomonadida; Trichomonadidae
Product: protein of unknown function, DUF4106 family
Exons: 1
Coding region: 1-255 (84 amino acids)
Source: RefSeq, a predicted model, not a curated record
AUGGACAUAGACACAGGCAUGCACCAAAACCAACACAACAACCAACACAACAACCAGCACAACAACCACCUCCACAACCAGCACAACAACCAACAGUUCAAAACCCUGCACAACAACCAACAGUUCAAAACCCUGCACAACAACCACCUCCACAACCAGCACCACAACCAACAGUUCAAAACCCUGCACAACAACAACCACAAACAGAGCAAGGACAUAAAAGAAGUAGAGAACAAGGAAACCAAGAAUUCUUAA